Molecule: messenger RNA, 1192 nt
Organism: Cucurbitaria berberidis CBS 394.84
Lineage: Eukaryota; Fungi; Ascomycota; Dothideomycetes; Pleosporales; Cucurbitariaceae
Product: NAD(P)-binding protein
Exons: 4
Coding region: 88-948 (286 amino acids)
Molecular function (GO): oxidoreductase activity
Source: RefSeq, a predicted model, not a curated record
CGACCAACUUCUUUCGAGUAUUUUAAAGUACUAUUAAGAAUUUAAUCUUGUUCAGCCACCAGUGAACCUAUUUCAACCUUGCGAAUCAUGGCCGAUCUCGAUCCAAGUACCCUCUUUAAUGUGAAGGGUCUUGUCGCCGUUGUCACCGGUGGAGGAACAGGGAUUGGAUUGAUGAUCGCUCAAGCACUUGAAGCGAACGGCGCAAUAGUGUACAUUCUUGGAAGGCGCGAGGAAGUGCUCAAGAAAGCAACUAGCACCGCAAAGCACGGAAACAUUCAUCCCAUCAAAGCAGAUGUGACUUCAAAGUCCGACUUGUCAGCGGCAGUGGAUCAAAUUGCCCAAAAGACCGGCUAUGUCAACCUCGUAGUCGCCAACUCUGGGAUCUCUGGGCCAUCACUCAAAGGCCUUUCAAAGGAUGCCUCACUCUCUGACUUCCGCGCCCAUCUGUACAACUGGGAAGUCGCCGACUUCAACAAUACGUAUGGUGUCAAUACAACAGCCGUCUUCUACACAAUUGUUGCGUUCCUCGAAUUGCUUGACAAGGGCAACAAAGCAAGAAAUAUCGAGCAAAAGAGUCAAGUAAUUGCGGUGAGCAGCGUUGCCGCGUUCAAUAGGGUACCGUUGUCGGGUUAUGCGUAUGGGAGUUCCAAGGCGGCGGUUACGCAUAUGAUGAAACAGUUUGCGACGAGUCUGGUGUCGUACGAUAUUCGAUCGAAUGUCAUUGCGCCUGGGUUCUUUCCAAGUGAGAUGACACAAGAAGGGAUUAAGCAGCGUGGAGAAGGCAAAGACGCCUGGCCGAAAGACGUAAUACCUGAGCAGAGAGUGGGAGACGUGAAGGAUAUGGCUGGUGCUGUGCUGUUUCUCACAAGUCGAGCAGGAGGCUACAUCAAUGGCAAUGUGCUGAUUAUUGAUGGUGGGCGGCUGAGUGUUCUUCCUGCAACAUACUGACAGCACCAUGGCCUGGAUCUGCAGCCGGUGAGAUGAGGAUGAAGGGUCUGUAACAGGGUGUGGAGGCAACGAGGGAGCACGUGAGUUUCUCUCACUCACCUUAACUUGGACUGGCUCUCUCUCUCACUCCAGCUGUUUGCCUUCAUUCCAGGUGGUUUUAGCGCUGAGUUCCCAUACUUAAAUCUCAAACCACAAACAAUUUCUUUCUAGUCAGCGUUGUUAUCAAUCUUUACUCUUAUUUUGG